AUUUCUCUUCGUAAAUUGUCGUUUGCAUACAACCCCGCGAUUUCUACUUUGGCUGGGCAGAAAUUCAAGCGUGCAUGUCAAUUAAGCUAUUCCUUCUUAACAGAUGUCAUGACUUUCCCAGCGACUUUUGAGAAUGAUGUCGAGGUUGGGGAGACGAUACCCCCGAUGACUGCGCACGCCGUGAGCGUUUCUUUGCCUACUUGGAGGGCCAAUGUCGGCUACGAAGAAGGCGAAGAAUGGGUCAUUAGCAAAAUGAAGACGGGCUAUCCAAGGUUCUUCAUUCAUAAGGCAAUCGAGCGACUUGCCAAUGCCAUAGUGGAGAAGUAUGGACACGAUGGGGAGCGAGCCAUGUUGUUUCCAUCGCAUUCGAUAGCCCAAAGAUGCCUGGAUUAUUUCAACACUCAAGCACCCCCAGAAGAUCGUCAGCAGGCUAGAAUACUGGAUCUAGUCCCCAGUGCAGCCAAAGAACGCUCUGAAGAGCUCGAGAUUAUCUCUCCCAGGAUCUCUGCAUUCAUAUUUCCGGCGGUAAGCUUCAAGAUCGCCAAAGCGUUCUGGCAACACUCGGGAGAUGGAAUUUCCAGUCGACGAGCAGAACAUUGCCAUGGUCUGUUCGAAAAGGGCGCUUUAGUGGACGCUUCCACUAUUGAUGGGAUGCGACGUCUAUGCAAGGGACCCAGGCGGUAUCAACGCCAGACUUCGAUCGAUCUCGAUACGCCUAUUGAUGUCCGUAACGAUGGCAACGACACUCAAGAUCCCAACGAUUUCGUGGAGCAAAGAUUUGGUAGAAAUCUCGAUUUAUCACUGACAACAAAUGCGAAACUUGCCGUUCGCCGUCGUAUCGCAGGCUCACUUACUGCAGACGUUGAGCUCCCUGAAGCUCUCGCAUUAAGCAAAGACGAGGAAAAUACUCGGCAAGUAGCUGGCUUCUCGGAGGAUGAUGUUUAUCUCUACCCCUGUGGCAUGAGCUCGAUUUUCAAUGCGCACCGCAAUCUCAUGGCCACGAAAGGGCCUCUCCAGAGUAUCGUAUUUGGAUUCCCUUAUAUCGAUACCUUGAAGAUUGUACAGAAGUUCGGCCCAGGUUCUCAUUUUUAUGGCUUUGGCUCCUCCGAGGAACUGGACGAUCUCGAAAAAAGACUGGAGGGGGGUGAAAGAUUCCUGGCCCUUUUCACUGAAUUCCCGAGCAAUCCGUUACUGCGCUCUCCAGACAUCGAACGGAUACGUGAUUUAGCUGACAAGUAUGACUUCUAUGUGGUUAUUGAUGAGACCAUUGGAAACUUUAUGAACGUGAAUGUUCUUCCGUAUGCGGAUAUUGUGGUCAGCAGUCUGACCAAAGUUUUCAGCGGAGAUAGCAAUGUUAUGGGAGGAAGUCUUGUCUUGAACCCUCGCGCCAAAUCGUAUAAGCAACUCAAGCAAACCUGGAAUAGCGAUUACGUGGACAAUCAUUGGGCCGAAGACAGUAUCUUUCUGGAGCGCAAUAGUCGUGACUUUGUAUCACGUAUUGAGCGCAUCAAUGCCAAUGCUGAGGCGAUUUGCGAUGUCUUGCGCGCACAUCCACGAGUAAAACAAACAAACUACCCAAAGUACAGUCCGACGCGGCAGUAUUACGAUAAAUGUCGCACCGUACGCGGUGGAUACGGAGGUCUCUUAUCUGCCACAUUUUAUUCCAAAGAAGAAGCAAUUACCUUCUUCGACAAUCUUGACACGGUGAAAGGUCCGAGCCUAGGGACUAAUUUUACAUUGAGUUCGCCCUAUGUCAUAUUGGCGCAUUACGGAGAACUAGACUGGUGUGCAUCGUGGGGCGUGGAGGCCGACCUCGUACGCUUCAGUGUAGGGUUGGAAGAUACCAAUAAGUUGGUAGAUACUUUCCGUCGUGCGCUUGAGGCCAUAGAAAGAUUGGCCUAGUUACGUAGUGAUGAACCUGCAGCAGAUACAUCUUGAUGUAAGAAUGCCGACAAAGAACACGCGACUAGAUUUGCAUUUCUGCGGGUAGCACUACCAAAUAUACACGAACGCAAUGAAUGGUCUGCUCCAGAAUCCUCAAUUCAUAUUCAUACCAUUGAAGUCUUAUAGCCAUAGCUCCAGACAUUGUUACACAGAC
Messenger RNA from Aaosphaeria arxii CBS 175.79, 2098 nucleotides. RefSeq names its product cystathionine gamma-synthase. The record is from RefSeq and is a predicted model, not a curated record. Gene Ontology annotation, biological process: transsulfuration. Lineage: Eukaryota; Fungi; Ascomycota; Dothideomycetes; Pleosporales. Gene Ontology annotation, molecular function: cystathionine gamma-synthase activity; pyridoxal phosphate binding. The transcript is spliced from 8 exons. The coding region runs from base 109 to 1902 and encodes 597 amino acids.